Messenger RNA from Caenorhabditis briggsae, 1089 nucleotides. The transcript has 4 exons. Gene Ontology annotation, biological process: embryo development. The record is from RefSeq and is a predicted model, not a curated record. Lineage: Eukaryota; Metazoa; Nematoda; Chromadorea; Rhabditida; Rhabditidae. Bases 1 to 1089 code for a protein of 362 amino acids.
AUGAGUUUCGAAUUGAAAGACAACAUGACAGUUAUGAAUUUAUUUGAAGAAUCGCAAGAGUCGGUGGAAUUGAAAGAGAAGAUUUCGAGCUUAAACAUCAAUAUAUCCAACUUGUUAAUUGAGAACUACUAUGAUUUUAUACAUAUCAGUUUGGCUAGAAAAGAAAAAGAGUUUUCUGGAUGGUUGAUUCAUGAUGGCGAAGGUUUGGAUGACGAUGAUGGAAUUGAAAGGAUAACAAUUGGAGAUACUGCGUUCUUGAAUUCAGAGAUCGGACAAACUCAGCUGGAUCUCUGGCACGAAGACCGUUUUGAAGGCGCCCUCGGUCUUCUGAAAUAUCUUUUCGACAUCUUCAAAGGCUCAAUUCUGGAAGCGUCAUUUAUUACUGGAACUACCCCAUCUCCAAAAAUUGCUCAGUUUCUCGUCGACGUAUUCCAUUUGACUCCAGUUAAAGGAUGUGCAAAUGUGACACUUUUUGAGAAUGGAAUCUCCUCAAAACAAAUGGUAGAUCAAAUUCUUGAUCUAGCUACUGGCCUAAAACGUCUGGAUCUCAGAUGCCCACUUCCAGAUGAUUGGAGUAAUCCGAAAGUAUUGAAACUGGAUAAAUUGAUUGCGUGGCCAGCAGAAUGGUUUACCACAAUGGAUCUCAUGACUCGAUUGGAUGGAAAGUGUGUCAAUAUAAAUGAAACACAUCUGAAAUGGCAAGCAUUCAAAGCAUUCAUGCUCAAAUGGCAAAUGACUAAUGAGACGAGACUUAAAAUUCUGGAAAUUUCAUUCGAUGGUAAUUGGGAAGGAUUCCAAACAGAUGGAUUGAAUCUCAAAAAGUGGGAUCCUCAAGAAAGGGAUAGUCACUAUCCAGAUCUGUUCGGAAAACCAUCUGCCGAUUGGUUCAACUGUGAAUUCGUUCAUGACAUUCAACGCGAAGAUGGUCUUCUGGCUUCAUUUUGGAGGAGAGAGAACAGCUUUCAUUUUGUUGUCUGGCACGAUCGUCAUCCAAUUGCCACGUUGCAACCGAAUCCAGAGCAACUGGUCAGCUUGGAAAACUACGAAUUCGCGGAUGAAGAUGAUGAGGAGGACGAGGAUGAGGAAUGA